Hylaeus anthracinus is the source of this 1869-nucleotide messenger RNA. Its product is annotated as p21-activated protein kinase-interacting protein 1-like. The transcript has 4 exons. The record is from RefSeq and is a predicted model, not a curated record. Bases 232 to 1704 code for a protein of 490 amino acids. NCBI's taxonomy places the organism in Eukaryota, Metazoa, Arthropoda, Insecta, Hymenoptera, Colletidae. Gene Ontology annotation, molecular function: protein binding.
UCUGUGUUCUAGUGUUCUAUUGUUUUAUUCAUCCGUUCGUGAAAAAUUUAGAUCAGAUAUUCGAAACUAUCGUGUGACGUGUUUACCGCGUCUUAAUUAUAUCCGUUUCGUUACCGGCAGCCGGCGGAACAGUACAGUUACGCAGUUACAUGUCAAACCGAUUGCGAACACGUGCCAAAAGUAUUUGUGUCGUUAAUUACGACUCGUAAUUGACUAAAAAGUUUGCUCACGAUGGUACGUUUAGACGAAGACAUGUCAGAUCCAUUUGAAAUAAUUGUGGGAACAUACGAGCAAUACUUACUUGGCUACAAAGUCAACAAUAUCGUUAACGAAUACAAAGUGGACAGGACCUUUGCGACGCAUAGCCAUGUCGCCAGUGUACGUAGUAUCGCGACUAAUAAACAUUAUUUGGCUUCAGGUGGAGCAGACGAUUCCAUCUGUUUAUACGAUAUGCGUUACAGAACGGAGUCUGGUAAAUUAGUCCAUCACAAUGAUACCGUAAAUUGCAUUACGUUUACUCCUGAUGCAUCUCAUAUGUUUACAUGCAGCAACGAUGGCACUAUAGCUGCCAUUCAUUGUGGCAAUUGGCAAAUGGAGAAACAUUGGCUAAAACCUCAUAAAGGUUUAGCUGUAAAUACGUUUGCUAUUCAUCCUACUGGUAAAAUAGCACUGUCCACUGGAGCCGAUGGUAUACUUAGAACUUGGAACCUAGUAAAAGGGAGACAAGCAUACGCCACAAAUUUGGUGCCCAGACUAAAGCUAGAUGCUCGCAAUGUUACCGUUUUAAAAUGGAGUCCAAACGGCGAAAAAUACUUGUUGGCUGCUAACCAAAGAAUAGAUGUGUAUUCUGUACAAUUCGCUGGUAUCGACAGCGAAAUUCAGUUUGACUCGAAGAUUGUAUGCGUGGAAUUUUUAAGAGACAAUUUAAUCGCCGUUGGGUUAGAGAAUGGUCGGAUCAAAUUUUACGAUCUCGAAAAAUCCGUGCAAACUAUAGACGCGAUAGCGCACGACAUUAGAGUUAAAUGUAUGGCUUUUAAGGACGACUUGUUAGUUACCGCUUCCAGUUCCGGCGAAAUUAAAGUUUGGAGAUACAAUAAACAUAAAUUACACAUAUUACAAAGCGUUAAUUGUGGCGCUAGAAUCACUUGCUUGACUCUCGCGAUGCCAUAUAAAAAUCUUAACUACGACGAAGAAGUGAAGUCCGAAGAGGAAGAAGAAGUAAUACAGGAAAAGAAAUUUCGACUUCGCCAUGAGGUCGUCAUCGAAAAAGAAGGUGAUUGGGAGAUAACACCGGUCAACGAUCCCCAACUAUCGAUGGGAAAGAAAUCGAAGAAAAAAAGACGGAUGGAAGAAGUACAAGUCUCAAACGUUCCAGAUAAGAAAAAGUCCAAAACGAUUUUGAAGAAGAAGAAACGAGAGGAAGAUGUAGUCGAAACCAUCCCAAAGAAAAAGAAGAAAUCGUCGUACGAGGAAGAUACGAAUGACAAUCCUAAAAAAAAGAGAAAGAGAAGCGCUGUAACUUUAGAAAGCGAGCACAAUCAACCCUGUGAUAAUGUUUCGGAGGCGGAUAAUGUAAUUGUUAAGAUACCGAAAAAGAAAAUAAAACGAUUGGAAAGAAACGACGGAGUCCGUCCCAAAAAGAAAAAAAAGAAAGCAACUCUUAACGAACCUGACGCAAUUCCGACGAAGAAGAAGAAGCAUUGAAGCUAGACAAUUAUAACACUGAGUUACACGCUAGUACCUACGAAUCAGUCUUAAUGUAACUUUACCGCUACAGCUGUAACGUGUACACGGAUGAUCACCGAAAUCAACAAAAGUUUGUUUGAGUUUUUUACGCGCGGCGUUCAUUCGCGUAAUUUACCACAAUAU